Pteronotus mesoamericanus is the source of this 951-nucleotide messenger RNA. RefSeq names its product tenomodulin (gene TNMD). The coding region runs from base 1 to 951 and encodes 316 amino acids. Lineage: Eukaryota; Metazoa; Chordata; Mammalia; Chiroptera; Mormoopidae. Gene Ontology annotation, biological process: negative regulation of angiogenesis; negative regulation of endothelial cell proliferation. The transcript has 7 exons. The record is from RefSeq and is a predicted model, not a curated record.
AUGGCCAAGAAUUCUCCAGAGAACUGUGAGGACUGUCACAUUCUAAAUGCAGAAGCUUUUAAACCCAAGAAGAUAUGUAAAUCACUUAAGAUUUGUGGAUUGGUGUUUGGUAUCCUGGCCUUAACUCUAAUUGUUUUGUUUUGGGGGGGCAAGCACUUCUGGCCAGAGACACCCAAAAAAACAUAUGACAUGGAGCACACGUUCUACAGCAACGGCGAAAAGAAGAAGAUUUACAUGGAAAUUGAUCCUGUAACCAGAACUGAAAUAUUCAGAAGUGGAAAUGGCACUGAUGAAACAUUGGAAGUACAUGACUUUAAAAAUGGAUACACUGGGAUCUACUUCAUAGGUCUUCAAAAAUGCUUUAUCAAAACUCAGAUCAAAGUGAUUCCUGAAUUUUCUGAACCAGAAGAGGAAAUAGAUGAGAAUGAAGAAAUUACCACAACUUUCUUUGAACAGUCAGUGAUUUGGGUCCCAGCAGAAAAGCCUAUUGAAAACCGAGACUUCCUGAAAAAUUCCAGAAUUCUGGAGAUUUGUGAUAAUGUGACCAUGUAUUGGAUCAAUCCCACUCUAAUAGCAGUUUCAGAAUUACAAGAUUUUGAAGAGGAUGGUGAAGAUCUUCAGUUUCCUACUACCAAAAAAAAGGGCAUUGAACAAAAUGAGCAGUGGGUUGUCCCUCAAGUGAAGAUGGAGAAGACACGUCACACCAGACAAGCAAGUGAAGAACUCCCAAUAAAUGACUACACUGAAAAUGGAAUAGAAUUUGACCCCAUGCUGGAUGAGAGAGGUUAUUGCUGUAUUUACUGCCGUCGCGGCAACCGCUACUGUCGCCGUGUCUGUGAACCUUUACUAGGUUACUACCCGUAUCCAUACUGCUACCAAGGAGGGCGGGUUAUCUGUCGUGUUAUCAUGCCUUGUAACUGGUGGGUGGCCCGCAUGCUGGGGAGGGUCUAG